Molecule: messenger RNA, 3929 nt
Organism: Symphalangus syndactylus (siamang)
Lineage: Eukaryota; Metazoa; Chordata; Mammalia; Primates; Hylobatidae
Gene: NRG2
Product: neuregulin 2
Biological process (GO): animal organ development; intracellular signal transduction; nervous system development
Molecular function (GO): signaling receptor binding
Source: RefSeq, a predicted model, not a curated record
CAUCCUCCUCCAGGUCCUGGCGCACAGGGUGGGAGCGCUGCGCUGCGCCGCGCUGCGCAUCGCGGCCCGCUUGCCGCCUGCCCCCUGCCCUAGCUGGGCCACCUCCCCGGGCUGCCGGUGGAGGGCUAAGAGGCGCUAACGUUACGCUGUUUCCGGUUUUCCAGCGGGCUCUGUUUCCCCUCCCAAGGCGGCGGCGGCUGAGCGGCGGAGCCCCCCAAAUGGCCUGGCCAGAUGCGGCAGGUUUGCUGCUCAGCGCUGCCGCCGCCGCCACUGGAGAAGGGUCGGUGCAGCAGCUACAGCGACAGCAGCAGCAGCAGCGAGAGGAGCAGCAGCAGCAGCAGCAGCAGCAGCGAGAGCGGCAGCAGCAGCAGGAGCAGCAGCAACAACAGCAGCAUCUCUCGUCCCGCUGCGCCCCCAGAGCCGCGGCCGCAGCAACAGCCGCAGCCCCGCAGCCCCGCAGCCCGGAGAGCCGCCGCCCGUUCGCGAGCUGCAGCCGCCGGCGGCAUGAGGCGCGACCCGGCCCCCGGCUUCUCCAUGCUGCUCUUCGGUGUGUCGCUCGCCUGCUACUCGCCCAGCCUCAAGUCAGUGCAGGACCAGGCGUACAAGGCACCCGUGGUGGUGGAGGGCAAGGUACAGGGGCUGGCCCCAGCCGGCGGCUCCAGCUCCAACAGCACCCGAGAGCCGCCCGCCUCGGGUCGGGUGGCGUUAGUAAAGGUGCUGGACAAGUGGCCGCUCCGGAGCGGGGGGCUGCAGCGCGAGCAGGUGAUCAGCGUGGGCUCCUGUGCGCCGCUCGAAAGGAACCAGCGCUACAUCUUUUUCCUGGAGCCCACGGAACAGCCCUUAGUCUUUAAGACGGCCUUUGCCCCCCUCGAUACCAACGGCAAAAAUCUCAAGAAAGAGGUGGGCAAGAUCCUGUGCACUGACUGCGCCACUCGGCCCAAGUUGAAGAAGAUGAAGAGCCAGACGGGACAAGUGGGUGAGAAGCAAUCGCUGAAGUGUGAGGCAGCAGCCGGUAAUCCCCAGCCUUCCUACCGUUGGUUCAAGGAUGGCAAGGAGCUCAACCGCAGCCGAGACAUUCGCAUCAAAUAUGGCAAUGGCAGAAAGAACUCACGACUACAGUUCAACAAGGUGAAGGUGGAGGACGCUGGGGAGUAUGUCUGCGAGGCUGAGAACAUCCUGGGGAAGGACACCGUCCGGGGCCGGCUUUACGUCAACAGCGUGAGCACCACCCUGUCAUCCUGGUCGGGGCACGCCCGGAAGUGCAACGAGACAGCCAAGUCCUAUUGUGUCAAUGGAGGCGUCUGCUACUACAUCGAGGGCAUCAACCAGCUCUCCUGCAAAUGUCCAAAUGGAUUCUUCGGACAGAGAUGUUUGGAGAAACUGCCUUUGCGAUUGUACAUGCCAGAUCCUAAGCAAAAGCACCUUGGAUUUGAAUUAAAGGAAGCCGAGGAGCUGUACCAGAAGAGGGUCCUGACCAUCACGGGCAUCUGCGUGGCUCUGCUGGUCGUGGGCAUCGUCUGUGUGGUGGCCUACUGCAAGACCAAAAAACAGCGGAAGCAGAUGCACAACCACCUCCGGCAGAACAUGUGCCCGGCCCAUCAGAACCGGAGUUUGGCCAAUGGGCCCAGCCACCCCCGGCUGGACCCAGAGGAGAUCCAGAUGGCAGAUUAUAUUUCCAAGAACGUGCCAGCCACAGACCAUGUCAUCAGGAGAGCAACUGAGACCACCUUCUCUGGGAGCCACUCCUGUUCUCCUUCUCACCACUGCUCCACAGCCACACCCACCUCCAGCCACAGACACGAGAGCCACACGUGGAGCCUGGAACGUUCUGAGAGCCUGACUUCCGACUCCCAGUCGGGGAUCAUGCUAUCAUCAGUGGGUACCAGCAAAUGCAACAGCCCGGCAUGUGUGGAGGCCCGGGCAAGGCGGGCAGCAGCCUACAACCUGGAGGAGCGGCGCAGGGCCACCGCGCCACCCUAUCACGAUUCCGUGGACUCCCUUCGUGACUCCCCACACAGCGAGAGGUACGUGUCGGCCCUGACCACGCCCGCGCGCCUCUCGCCCGUGGACUUCCACUACUCGCUGGCCACGCAGGUGCCAACUUUCGAGAUCACGUCCCCCAACUCGGCGCACGCCGUGUCGCUGCCGCCGGCGGCGCCCAUCAGUUACCGCCUGGCCGAACAGCAGCCGUUACUGCGGCACCCGGCGCCCCCCGGCCCGGGACCCGGGCCCGGGCCCGGCGCAGACAUGCAGCGCAGCUACGACAGCUACUAUUACCCCGCGGCAGGGCCCGGACCGCGGCGCGGGACCUGCGCGCUCGGCGGCAGCCUGGGCAGCCUGCCCGCCAGCCCCUUCCGCAUCCCCGAGGACGACGAGUACGAGACCACGCAGGAGUGCGCGCCCCCGCCGCCGCCGCGGCCGCGCGCGCGCGGUGCGUCCCGCAGGACGUCGGCGGGACCCCGGCGCUGGCGCCGCUCGCGCCUCAACGGGCUGGCGGCGCAGCGCGCACGGGCGGCGCGGGACUCGCUGUCGCUGAGCAGCGGCUCGGGCGGCGGCUCGGCCUCGGGGUCGGACGACGACGCGGACGACGCGGACGGGGCGCUGGCGGCCGAGAGCACGCCUUUCCUGGGCCUGCGCGCGGCGCACGACGCGCUGCGCUCGGACUCGCCGCCACUGUGCCCGGCGGCCGACAGCAGGACUUACUACUCCCUGGACAGCCACAGCACGCGGGCCAGCAGCAGACACAGCCGCGGGCCGCCCCCGCGGGCCAAGCAGGACUCGGCGCCACUCUAGGGCCCCGCCGCGCGCCCCUCCGCCUCGUCCGCCCCACUGUCUUUAAGGAGACCAGAGACCGCCUACUGGAGAGAAAAGAGGAAAAAAGAAAUAAAAAUAUUUUUAUUUUCUAUAAAAGGAAAAAAGUAUAACAAAAUGUUUUAUUUUCAUUUUAGCAAAAAUUGUCUUAUAAUACUAGCUAACGGCAAAGACGUUUUUAUAGGGAAACUAUUUAUAUGUAACAUCCUGAUUUACAGCUUCGGAAAAAAAAAAAGAAACAACAAAAAAAAGAGAGAUGGGCCAAUUUUUUGACUCUUUAAUAGAAACCUAUUUUGUGGUGCCUUUUGCUGUAUGCUCAUCUGGGGCUCCGGGGGACAGGUCUGGGUUGUGGGGUGCUUAAAGUGACAGCAGGGAGAGAAGAGGCUGCGAGUUCUGGUGGGGGCGAGGGUGGGGGGCAGUGGGGGGUUGGCCCUAAGGGAAGAACUGAGGACAGAAGUAGCUUUGCUCCCAGGCAAGAGCUGGAGUUCCCGACCCCUGGGAGGAGAGGGCCAGGACCCUAGGCUUGGAGCUGGAGCUGGGGUAACUUCCAGGGGGAGAUAAAGACACAGCUACCCGAAUGGGGAAGCCCUGGCUACUCAUAGCUGUUAAAGGAGGGGGACAGAGAAAGGUCUCCCCAAGAGCCUGAGCCCAGGGAGGUGGCAGCUCUGCCAGGGGCCUAAUGUUGGCGGCUCCUGUCCCCCACAGCCUCCAGGACGCCCCUCCGUCCUCUGCAGCACCUUCGUUUACAGGUCAUCUUUUCUAUUUUACACCUGCAUGUCCUUUGCAUUUCAGAUUCUUUAGAUUGGAUGCAUGGUCACGCUGGGACCGGGAAGAGCCACUCGACAGUGUAUUCCCCUUUUAGCAAUAAAGUAACACCAUUUCCUUCUCACAGGCUGCCUCCUAGCCCCCAACCCACCUAUGACAUCCACUCGUCUCCAGUCCUGCCCUCCCACCCCCAAAAACUGGGUCCACUGCUAAUUUGUCAAAAAGGUAAUUGUUUAAAAGAAAAAAAAAUCCCAAACAGAAACAGAUGGGAAUCCUGUCCUGAAAUGUCUGAACACCUGACUGUUGACACUUGAACAUUUUUAUAUUAUAAAUAAAAUCAGAAAUAACUCCUG